Molecule: messenger RNA, 1538 nt
Organism: Agrilus planipennis (emerald ash borer)
Lineage: Eukaryota; Metazoa; Arthropoda; Insecta; Coleoptera; Buprestidae
Exons: 3
Coding region: 1-1437 (478 amino acids)
Source: RefSeq, a predicted model, not a curated record
AUGACAUUAACGGCCUACGGGCCUACGCAUACUUACUGCACCAUAGAUAAGGAGGAAACAAGAGCUAGUGAACUUUUGAUAAGAAAAUUAAAAGAAGAAGAGGAGUUAGAAAAGUCAAUUAUUGAAGAAAAAUUAAAAAAUGAUGAACAGGUAGCUAAACAAUUAGCAGAAGAGCUUUGUUUUGAUCCUGGACCUUCCACUUCAAAACAUUCAGAGAGGAGUUUCAAAAAAAGAGGUCCUCUGGAUACAUUUUUGAGGAAUAUGGCCAAUAAACAGCUCUCUGUCUCAUUAAAACCAAUACCAGAUGAAAAAUGUGAUAAUUAUAGAAAAAAAGAUUUUACUACACAAGUACUUUUACAAGAUAGGUCUGCUAGUCUGAUAAAAAACAAUGACAGUAUCACUUUUUAUAAGCUAAAUAAAGUUGCCAGUGAGAGACAGAGCCUUGAUUCAAAUGAUGCAAUAACUUGUGAGUGUAUAUAUUUCAAACCUAUUGAACAGAAAAAAAUUCCGCCUUCUAAAACAAUUAAAAUACUUCGAGUUCCUGCAGUUGCUGCUUUAUCAUCAUCCAGUACUUUAAGGGCACCAUGUGGACAUGUAGCAUUUAAUCACUCUGCGCUGUUAUCACCUUUUGUGAGAUUAUGCAACUCUCCAACAUUAGCAUUGUCACCUAGUCUCAAAACUGGUUUUAUGAGUAGAAAGAGAAGUAACAGUAGUUGUGAGAAGGAAGAAUCUCAGGAUAACAAAGAUAGUGCACCUUCAGGGAAAAAAGCUCGAAUACAGCUCAAUUUAAGACAGACAAGAAGUAUGACAAAAAUAAAUAGUGGUUCUGUUCCUAUAAAAUUGUACAAGAAACCAGAAAAGAGAAAGUCUCUAUUGAAAAACAUUAAAACCUCUCCUAGGAAAACUGGGAAUAAAUGCAAUGAAUCAUUUGGGGAAGAAGAGAACGAACAGGAUAAAAAAAGAUUGGACUGUGAAUUUGAUAGAAGUUUUGGUUCUCCAUUUUUAGGCUUCGAAAAGAAUUAUAAGUUUUCCUUGAAAGGAAGAAACGGAGUGAAAAACUUAAGUACCAUAUUUGAUAAUUUCAACAGUAACAAUAAGUCACUUAAGGAUGACAACUUAAAAUCAAAAUCACUUUUUGAUGAUAAAAAUAGUUCUUAUAGAAAUGGAGAACAUAAGAGCGAAAAUGCAGAAAAAAUAGGUGAUAGAAAUAAUGGAAUUUCUUUAAAUAACAUAGAACUUGUAAUAGGAGCAAAAUGUUUAAGGAGCGAAUCAACUAAAAGGAAGCUUCAAGAAGAGGAAGACUUCAAAUUGGCAAGAAAGUUACAUGAAGAGUUAAAUUAUGUCAAAUAUCCGACCAGGAACAGUAUUAGUCACAUUUCAAAAAAAUUUCCCACUCCCAGAAGGCAAAUAACGUUAUAUAAAUUUUUAGAAAAGUAGAUUUUUAAAGUUACUGGAUCGAUACUAACAUAAGUAUUAUAAUAUUAUAUAAACAAGUGUUCUAAUGUAUAUAAUAUUUUUGUUAUUAUUUUCGUAAAUUU